Messenger RNA from Jatropha curcas, 1286 nucleotides. The record is from RefSeq and is a predicted model, not a curated record. Lineage: Eukaryota; Viridiplantae; Streptophyta; Magnoliopsida; Malpighiales; Euphorbiaceae.
UAUAUACUUAAAAGUAUUUGAUUGAUUGUUCAUCAUAUUUGUACUUCUACCAUAUCCUAAUACUAUUAGCCUCAAGCCCAUAAAAAUGGCUCAUUUGGCUGAAGAAAUUGUAAACCUAGAUUCUGAUCAGCAACUUGAAGCUCAAGCUCAUAUAUGGAACCAUAUUUUCAACUUCAUAAAUUCCAUGUCCUUAAAAUGUGCAAUUCAAUUAGGAAUACCAGACGCCAUUAACAAGCAUGGCAAGCUCAUGACUCUUUCUGACCUAAUCAAUGCCCUAUCUAUACACCCAACCAAGCGCAUUGCAUUCCUCCCAACCAAAGCGCAUUGCAUUCCUCGCCUGAUGCGCAUUUUAGUCCAUUCUGGUUUUUUUGCUGUAGCAAAAAUAGAAGAAAAUGGCUGAGAAAUAGAAGGGUAUGUUCUUACUAAUGCAUCGAAGCUUCUUGUUAAAAAUCCAUCGAGUGUGACACCGUUCUUGCUAGCCAUGCUUGAUCCUGUUUUAACAGGACCAUGGCAUUAUUUAAGCACUUGGUUCUAGAAAGAUGAUACAACCCCAUUUCAUAUAUUUCACGGAAACGAAUUAUGGGAAUCUGCUGGUCAACAUCCUAAGCUCAACAAUUUUUUUAAUGAAGCUAUGGCAAGUGAUGCUAGGUUGUAUGAGUAUUAUGUUAUGAGUAUUAUGAUAAAAGAAUGCAAAGGAGUGUUUGAUGGAUUGAAGUCAUUGGUUGAUGUUGGAGGUGGAACAGGAACUGUGGCUAAAAUUUUAGCUAAUGCAUUUCCUCACUUGGAUUGCUUUGUCUUCGAUCUCCCUCAUGUCGUUGCUGGUCUUCAAGAUGUGAGUGAGAACUUGAAAUUCGUUGGUGGUAACAUGUUCGAGGAGAUUCCCCCUGCAGCUGAUGCAAUUUUACUGAAGGCAUGUACUGAAAUUUAUGCUCUCUCUUUUCUUAUCUUUUCCUUAAUUUUACUGGUAUUAGAUGAAGAAUUUCUCUUGCUUUUGAAUAAAUGUAAAGAAGGAAUAAUGACCUCCAUUGGAAAAACUCAGCUUUUCUUUGACAUGUUGAUGAUGGUGUUGGUUAGUGGUAAAGAAAGAAACAAAAAAGAAUGGGCUAAACUCUUUUUUGAUGCUGGUUUUAGUGACUAUAAGAUAACCCCUGUGUUGGGUUUAAGGUGUGUAAUUGAAGUUUAUCUUUAAUUAAUUUUAUAAAUGUCAUUAUUUGAACAUCUAAUUAAACACAAAUGGAUUGUUUUAUUGAGCACAAUAUAUAAUAAUUUAAUUAUGCAGACGUAAA